AUGACCAAAAGACCAAUUAGCAAAUGUGAUGCAUGCAUGCUGACUAAGAUGGUGAAUAUAGUAAACAUAUGCUAAACAUCAGCAUGUUAGCAUUGUUAUUGUGAACAUGUUAGCAUGUCAAACUCUAGUUUUAUUCUCUCCUCAUCUCUGUCCCUCGCUCUGUCUCUGUCUCCCAUGUCUCUUUCUUCCAUGCUGCUGAACUGAAGUAAUUUAAUGGGUUGCCAUGGUGCUUCAUACAGGUUUAAGAAAGUGCUUGGUUUAAUUAAAUCAGUAGCUCCUGUUUCUUCUAUCCAUAUAUUGAAGCAGUUAUCUACUGUAUAUUUGUGCUAUUCAGUAGUCUUUUUUCCCACAGCGUCCCUAUAGCCUGGUUGUUAGAUGCAGCGUGGAGGUUUAGAUCUAAGGUCUACUCUGGGUGGAAUGUUUGCAGAGCAUCUUGUGUUUAGCUGUGACAUACUACAUCGUUCUCUCAGUGAGACUCUGCUGAGGGCAAAACACUGUCUUGAAUGAACAUAAACUAAAGCAAUUAUAGACUAAGUUUUUUUUCUAACUGCGCCAGUGGAUGUGUAAAGAGACGUACAAACGCUCUGCACAGUAAAGUACGCAAUACUUGUUUUAGGAGCUGCAUUGAACAAAACUUGGCUAAAUUGUAGGCGUCUUCUUCAACUUUACUUAUUUUCUUAUUUCAGUAGCUACAUAUAGGCCCUGGUAUGUUCACCUACAUUUCCGUAAUGUGAUGAUGACUCAGUUUACCGGACUUGUAGUGACUGUAGGUGUAACUGGCCUAUGAGAAGAGGCAGAUCCCCCGGGGACCAAAGGUGGAGUGGAGCUCAGGGGUCAGGCUCCUCUGAGACCCAGAGCUUCUAGUUUGAAUGGUCCUCCUGUUCAGCUCAACACUGGGCCUGGGAUGGCACUUUAGAGCGGGAUAUAUCCUCAGACCAGGAACUGGAAAAGACCAAUCUGCAGGAGCUUUCUUUUUCAGGAAUAUGCACUUACAGCCCCUGACAUCAAACAUUUGAAAAUGCCAUCCUACAAAGAAAUGCUGGUGUUUGCAGCACUCUUUGCCUUCCUGGGACUGACCCAAUGUCAAAAGUUGCCAAGUUUUGAUCUGCUCGAGGAGUUUCGUGUGCCUGAGUCGAGAGGAGUGAGGAGAGUGGACGGCUCUCAACCUGAGGUGUUGGCCUACCGCAUCAACCCCUCCAUCCAUCUACGGAGGACCAUGAGCGAUGUGUAUCCAGAUGGACUUCCCUCUGACUACUCCGUCAUCGCAACGUUUAAGGUGACCAAAGACAUGGCCAAGAAAUCCUGGGACCUGUGGCAGGUCAGCGACCCCAAGGGACGAGAGCAAGUCGGCCUGCGUUUCCAGGGGGAUACACGCUCUUUAGACUUCUUCUACACUAGCCCCCAUGGGAGCCAGAUGCUGAGGACCUUCCAUGGUGUGGAAAAGUUGUUUGAUGGAGAGUGGCACAAGUUGGCGCUGAGUGUGAAGGGCAGUCAGGUGAAGCUGCUGAUAGACUGUGAAGAGGUCAGUGUGGAGUCCAUUGAUGAGCCAAGGCCAGUCAUCCACCGAGGGUACACCUCCAUCGUUAGGCGCGCUGCUGGAGAUCGCUCAGUGUCUGUGGAUCUCCAGCAGAUGGAGGUGUCUUGUGACCCAGAGCAGGCUUACUCAGAGGGCUGCUGUGAGCUCUCCAGUGUUUGUGGAGGGUACGCAGAGAUCGGCCUAACCGCCGGAAGAGCGUCUUGCAAAUGUAUGCACGGACAACCCGGUAUUCAGGGAUCUCCAGGGCCAAAGGGUCACAGAGGUCUUCCAGGAGAAGCCGGAGACCAAGGAAGACAAGGAAACUGGGGGAUACGGGGAAACACAGGAGACUAUGGCAACAUUGGCGAGACAGGCCCAAAGGGUGAAGAAGGAAUCAAAGGCGAGAAAGGAAUGAGAGGACUCUGGGGCCAAGUGGGAGACAGAGGCCCUAAGGGGCUGAAAGGAUUAAGAGGGGCAGCAGGCUUCAAGGGAGUACGUGGACCACCUGGAGACAUCGGAGAGACUGGGAAAUUAGGAGAAGUUGGUGCUAAAGGCGAAAAAGGAUAUGAAGGGAUUCCCGGAUUUCAAGGAGUAAAGGGAGAAAAAGGGACCACUGGUGUUGCAGGGCGUGCUGGGCCCAGAGGAAAGCAGGGUAUUGUGGGAGAUCCUGGAGAGAGGGGAACUCCUGGAGAGAAGGGGAAGCCUGGGAUCCAUGGACCUGUGGGCAGAGCUGGCACCAUCGGACCAAAGGGCAUUAUUGGAGAUCCGGGCCUUACAGGCAGAGAUGGUGAUGUCGGAAUAGAGGCUUACCAAGGACCACAAGGUCUCAGUGGAAAACUUGGACGAAAUGGAGCAAAGGGAGAGAAAGGCACCCUUGGGCCAGCAGGAGAAAUGGGUCCCCAAGGCCGAACUGGCCCAAGAGGUUACAAGGGUUCUGCGGGGAAGCCAGGAAGACCUGGAUUUAUCGGACCACCGGGACCUACUGGACACGUGGGUGUGCCUGGAAAACCAGGCUCCAAGGGUGACACAGGAAUCCAGGGAAUCCAAGGAGUUAAAGGUGCACAGGGGAAAAAAGGCAUUAAGGGCCCAAAAGGAAAGGUUGGAGACAGGGGUGAGCAGGGUCCUCAGGGAGGACGGGGGAAACGCGGUCCGGCCGGCCCACCUGGAAGUUCGGGCCCUGUCGGAGUCAAGGGGGUUCGGGGUGAAGGAGGACCAGAUGGUUUUCAGGGGCCCCCGGGUCCACCAGGCCCGACCCUCCCUGCUCAGCACGUGAUCGAGGUUUGUAAGAAAGUGGUCCUGGAGCAGAUGUCCACCUUUGCCAACUCAGUGAAGAGGACGUGUGCUGCAGUUUGUCCUUUGUACGGGGACGUGCCCAUGGGUGCCCCUGGUCCCCCCGGACCGAAAGGACCCCCCGGACCUCCUGGUGACUCUGGUAAUGAUGGUGUUGAUGGAGAAGUGGGCCUGCCGGGAUUCUACGGAGAAGCUGGGGAUCUGGGCCGAAAAGGAGAAACAGGUGACAGAGGAGAGCAAGGGGAUAAAGGACCCAAGGGUUAUGGUCUACCUGGCUACUUUGGAGACCAGGGAACAAAAGGUCAGCGUGGACGUCUUGGCAGAGCCUUUAAUGGCCAGCCAGGGAAGCAGGGUGAGAGGGGACACGUGGGCCGGCCUGGACUCAGGGGCCACGCAGGUCUCAGAGGACCUCCAGGUAUUUGUGUCACCUCUGGGUGUGCUCAGCUGAACUCCACCAGCGUGACACCGCGGCCAGCACCGAGGAGGUUGAGGAAUCGCCCGUAGAGGGAAAAAAGAGGCUAUGUGGACGGUAAAUUGAAAAUUGAGCUUAAAGGAGGAAAACAUGGUACUGGACUGUUUUUGUUAAUAUGUGUUUGUUCAAAUAAUUUGAAAUUUUCAUGUAAAUAUGCAUCCCAACUGAAACGUGAACUGAACUUCUGGGAACAUUUUGAUCUACAAAGUUACCAAAGACAACAUGUGAUUUGAAGGAGAGUGGUAACAAAAUAUUUGUAUAAAAAGACCGUCUUCAUUUGAUAGUUUUAUUUAAACUGAUUUCACAAGUCUGAGUUGUCUUUAAACAUCUGUUCUUUAUAAUAAAAAUCUAAAAAUUGA
Sander lucioperca (pikeperch) is the source of this 3637-nucleotide messenger RNA. RefSeq names its product collagen alpha-1(IX) chain. The record is from RefSeq and is a predicted model, not a curated record. The transcript has 27 exons. NCBI's taxonomy places the organism in Eukaryota, Metazoa, Chordata, Actinopteri, Perciformes, Percidae. Bases 1019 to 3310 code for a protein of 763 amino acids.